CCACGUCAUUUUAUUUUGACCUUUCAAACUGUUUUUCAUAACGAACGAGAAAUAAUACCCAUCAAAAACCGCGUGUGUUUAGUUACAAUGCGAGUAACCACGCGUGCGUUCGACAUCAAGUAUACUUUUUUUUUAUUGCCACAUGUAACGCACGUGUCGUCCGGUUCCUGGAACUGCAACAACAUUAACCUUUAAUAUGCCAGAGAGCUUAGAGUGAGGCCUAUGAAAAUGAUCGAUAAAAAAAUAAACAUCUGAGGCGAACUUCACGAAAAAUAUUCACGAUAUCGCACUAUUCCCCGCUAACUGUUUCAAAACGAGUGAAAUGUAAACGAGGGAUUAAAUCGCACCCCGCUCCGGUCCGAGAAUCCAUGGCGUGUUUUCCACGCGCCAGCUCCAUGUUUUGACUACCACCGCCAACAGCAACACAGCGAACCCUACCAACACAGAGCCGUUGCGCUUGCAAUCCCCUUGGUGUUUUUCAACAAAAUGGCUGAUUUAGGGGAUGAUACCGGAGCGAGAGCCCUACUGGCCCUCAGAUCUGCGCCUUGUAGCCCGGGGGCUGUUUCUGUCCCGCCCGUGUACACUUUCUCCUCCUCGACUUCGACCGGGAUCACAUCAUCCAUGUCCCUCUCCCCUCCGUCGCAGGCCCUCGCUCGCCUGGAAGGCAGGGACUUCGAGUUCGCCAUGCGCCAAAGGACGGUGACCGUGGGGCGGAAUUCGUCGCACGGCUCCGUGGAUGUCAACAUGGGCCACUCGAGCUUCAUUUCCAGGAGACAUCUGCAGAUCACCUUCGAGGAGCCGCACUUCUACCUGCGCUGUCUCGGCAAGAACGGUGUGUUUGUCGAUGGCGUUUUCCAGAGGAGAGGCGCACCUCCACUUCUCCUGCCGAGGGAGUGCACAUUUCGAUUUCCCAGUACGGUGAUAAAGAUUCAGUUUACGGCGCUGUACCACAAGGAGACACAGAAGGAGGAGGCUCCUGUGUCCCCCGUGAGACCCCUUUACCCACAAAUCUCUCCACUGAAAAUCAGCAUUCCUGAAAAUGACUUCAGAACUAUGAUGAGUCCCCUGCCUUCACCGACAGGAACUAUUAGCGUUCCCAAUUCCUGCCCAGCGAGCCCUCGGGGGGCAGGUUCCUCGGGAUAUCGCUACGGGCGCAACAUCACCUCAGAUCUCCAGCUGGCAGCAGAGUACGCAGCCAAAGCUGUGUCAGAACAGUGCACUGAAGCCACAGGAGGAGAUAGUCCUAAGGAUGAGUCCAAACCUCCAUACUCGUACGCUCAGCUGAUAGUCCAGGCUAUCUCGUCUGCACCGGACAGACAGCUAACACUAAGUGGCAUCUACGCUCACAUCACCAAGCAUUAUCCCUACUACAGGACGGCCGAUAAAGGCUGGCAGAACUCCAUUAGACACAACCUAUCCCUGAACCGCUACUUUAUUAAAGUUCCGCGCUCACAGGAAGAGCCAGGCAAAGGUUCAUUCUGGCGUGUGGACCCCUCAUCAGAGUCCAAGUUGGUGGAGCAGGCCUUCAGAAAGCGCCGGCAGAGAGGAGUGUCCUGCUUCCGCACACCCUUCGGCCCGCUGUCUUCAAGGAGUGCUCCAGCAUCUCCCACCCACUCCGGCCUCCUCUCUCCACACUCGAGUGGCCUCCAGACCCCUGAGUGUCUGUCACGCGAAGGAUCACCAGUGUCUCAUGAGCAUGACUUUGGUUCUAAGCUUGCUUCUGUGCCCGAGUACCGAUACUCCCAGAGUGCACCAGGCUCUCCAGUGAGCGCUCAGCCUGUAAUCAUGGCUGUACCACCUCAGUCCUCAGCCGCGAUGCCCAAGCCUGUGGCUUACAUGCCUGCCUCCAUCAUUAGCUCCUCCCAGGCCUCUGGUCAGGCCAUCCAUGUGGUGCAGCAGGCGCCUGCUGUCACCAUGGUCCGUGUAUUGACAACCUCGACCAGCUCCCCCAAUGGCUACAUCCUGGCUAACACCACCUCAUCAGGCUCUGGAGAGGGACAUGGAGAUCAAAGAGGUGCAGUGGAGGAGAUGCCUGUGGUUGGCAGUAGAGUGAUUCAUGCUGUAGGGAGUCACAUAAGCUCGGCCAAUAGGGGGCAGCAGAGCUACACUGUUGUCCAGCAGAGCGCCAUUCACCAGCUUCCUGUGCAGACCAUUGCUCAGAAUGGCAAACAGCUUCCUGUCACCAGUGCUUACGCUCUCACCAAUCCUCUUCAGAUCUUGGCUGCGCAGGCUUCAACAUCCCCACCUGUGCUGGUCAACAGGCCCUCCAGCAUGAAAACCAACGAAUCCAGCAUCGACGAGCCCGAGCCCAAACGGCCCAAAAUGGAGGAGGACAGUGUCGCUCCGGUCCCUCAGCCUGUAAUUGUUGCAAUGAACCAAGAGGCCAGCGAAUGAACGAGUGAGUGCGCGAGCGAGUGAGCCGACGACCGAUCUUUAAAGCACAUCUCGCAAUGUCGUUAAACAUAUUGAGGGAAACGUGUUUGGUUUUCUUUAAAACAAGAACUUCAACGUUUUGUAAACGCCUGACACGGGUGACUGUUCGAAUGUCUUUAUAAGAAAAGGUUGUUGUUUCAUGAGAGUAAAUUCAUUGAGCUACAUCUGGCAGCAUUAAAAUUCAAUGCUCACACAGUUUUAAUUUUGUAGGGGUUUUUUAAUCUUGUAAGAAUGUUGGAAAGAAGUAUGAAGAGAGGUACACGUGCUUAAAGACACCAGCUAGGCAUGUGUGCCCAGGUAGUUCCUCACAAGGUACAGCUGAGAGAGUUCUUCUUUUCGGGACGGGGUGGGACCAAUACCUAUGCAGCUAUUACAGUCUGAAAUGAAGCAGUAUAUAAAAAGGGUCACGGGAAGCUGUGCGUUCCUUGCAGGUACCCGUGUGGCCUUUGUGAGGAUUUAUUUAUCUCUCUGUUUAAAAGAAAAAAGGUUGUCUUUAAUUAAAUAAGAUUGUUACAACUCAAAGCGGAAAUGAAUAGAUAUAACAGAGGCCUUUUCUAGCUGGAGUCCUUUAACCUGCAUUAUUAUAGUGUACAAUAUAUUUUUCUGUGGAGGAUUCUUACCUUUCUUGCUUACUACAAAGAGAAAUGUCUAGAAAAAUUCUAAUUUCUUAAUUGGUCUAUGUUUAGCGCAAAAAUUAAAAAGAACUCAAUGAAUGUAAGUACCAUUUGUUUGUUUAUUUGUUUUGACUCCUGACACCCACUUUUGACCUUAACAAUAUAUUAAACCAUUAGAAUGUGUAUGUAGAUACAUUUUUGAUGUUUUGUGUAGCUCAGUCGUAUCUGUCCAUCCCGGUUAGCACUUGGCCGAAAUUCUGCUCCCUUAAUAUCUUAAGCAACAUCAACGGAUGAAUGCAAGCACAUGAUACGUUGCUGAUGUCAACCAAAUGCUUUUCCAGACCUAGGAAUGUAACUGUUCAUAUUGAUUGUUUCUCCACUGACUUCCCGUGAUCACUAAAUCACAGAAGCCACUAAAUGAAUGUUCAGUAUUUUCAAGAAACUUGUUUCUAAGUAAUAUAAACAAAGUCAGCCUUUUAAUGAGACUUGCUAGUUUUACUAAGAGAAGAGUAAAUAUAUAUUGUUAGAAUGAUUCAAAUGUGUUUUCAAGACAAUCACUAACAGGAUUCAGUUCAGUGACCGCUUUGUAUGAUGCAAAUUACAGUAGCUUUACGUGAGCUAGCGAUAGCUUCUUUGUAUACUAGUGAAGUUGAACAGUGACAGCCGUACAGUGUUCCUUUUGUAGUAGAAAUCGAAAUUUUAACAGACCAAAUACAUAUCCUCAUCAUUAGUGCCUUAGUGCUCCACUUCUUUCAGGACUAAAUAAAAUAGAAAUCAUUAUGAUGUACUACUUAAAGAUAAACCACAUCAAACUCACCUACUAAGAAGUUAAUUUGCAGGUUUAAAUGAACACAUCUUGUAUGAAAAAAGGAACAACAGGAUCCUGCCUGUGUAAUAAUGUUUAGAACCUUAGAAGAAAAGGUGAGAUGAUGAAUUAUAUUGUGACUGAAAUUGACUGAGCAAUAUGAUAAAAGUACACAGGAAAUGAAAUCUAGAUGUUCUUUCUUUUUUGACCAGUGAGGUUUUGUACCAUUUGCAAGCUUUUAUUGAUUCAGAACUUCUUAUAGCUCAGUAGACUAAUGUAUAAAUCAAGAGGAAUCUGUUAGUAAACAGAAAUGUCUAUUUGUGGAUUUAAAGGAACAGUUCACCCAAAAAUGAAAAUUUGCUGAAAAUUUACAGACUCUUGGGCCAUCGAAGAUAUCUUCAUCUGAACAGAUUUGGGGAAAUUUAACAUUACAUUACUUGCUCAGCAAUGGAUGCUCUUGCAGUGAAUGGGUGCCGUCAGAAUGAAAGUCUAAGCAGCUGAUAAAAACAUUACAGUAAUGCACAAGACUCCAGUCCCUCGAUUAAUGUCUUGUGAAGUGAAAAGCUGUGUUUGUGUAAGAAACAAUUUCAUCAUUGAGAUGAAGUUUUAACUUCAGACUGUUUCUUGUGGCUAUCCAUAGUCCUCUAUCGAUUAUAUUGCUUUCCCCAGAGAAAGUCAGCAAGUGAUGUAAUGCUAAAUUCCUCCAAAUCUGUUCAGAUGAAGAAACAAACCAAGAAGAAGAAAUCUUGGAUGGCCUGAGGGUGAGUAGAUUUUCACCAAAUUUUCAUUUUUGAUUCAGCUGUUCCUUUGAAAGCUUUGAAAGAACAUUUGGAUUCAAAUGAUGCCGAUAUCAGCGCAAAAACAUAAAGAUUGAUCUUAAUUAGUCUGAUUGGAUAUGGCUCGUUGUUUCAUGUAUUCAAGUGGGCUUCAAUAAACACAAUAAAUGAGAGAAACACUAUUCCAUUUAAAGUAUAUUUUUAUUUAAAAAUCAAGAACAAAGUUUUGAUUUGCCUGACAAAUGAAAGCAAUCCAUGUGUACAUGUUUUUUUCUCUCUCUCUUUCCCUUUAGAUCAUUAUGGAGUAACCAGUAGAAUGGUGAAACAAACAUUGUCAUUGUUAACACACUUAUUGUACAGAAUUAGCUGUCACUGCCUAAAUGGGUUUUCAUAUUUUUUGUUUUCACAAUCUGUCACAGUGUCUGUACGCAUAUAUAACCAUGGAGUAUUUUUAUCACAAAGAUUCAAAGAUUUUUUUUUAUAAUUUCUUUUUGUGCUUCUUGUGUUGUGCAUAUUAGCAUAUGCAAGUGUUUUACACUAAACAUUUCUAAUUUAAACUGAUGUAGGUUUUCUCUCUCUCUCUUUUGACUCUAUUUAAAAGAUAUAAUCUGUUUGCAUUGUACACAAAACACCCCACAAAUCAGUGAGAUCAUGCCAUGCAUCUGUGAAUGCCUCUAGGUUUGUCUGUUGUUUUUUUUAUGUGUAUUCAACUACACAAAGUGUAUGAGGACUUUUCUUCUGUCUAUGCAUUUUAUGCAAUGGUGUAUCUGGAACAAAAAAAUACUUCACUGGCUAAUCUUUUACAUGAAUCGGUGAUGAUGGCAUUUUCUGUUUUGAUUCCACUUGGAUGAAGGUUUAAGCAUUGCUUUGAAUGUCUGCCCCUUCACCAUCAUUUUGUUUCUUUUAUCAUUCAUGUAAUUUAUUUUCAUGUCUUUAUUGUAUUCAGGGUACCUAGCUUGAUUCUGUUUCUCAAUUUUUCACAAUUUGCUUCCAAGUUGUAUUGCAUUAACACUCUUUAUAACCAUGUGCUCCAAAACUCUGUCCCUGCCUGAGCAGAACUCUUGAAUAUGCUGGAAUGUUAACAACAAACUAUUAAAAAGUUUGAACUACAAAGUUUCAA
Cyprinus carpio (common carp) is the source of this 5748-nucleotide messenger RNA. RefSeq names its product forkhead box protein K1-like. NCBI's taxonomy places the organism in Eukaryota, Metazoa, Chordata, Actinopteri, Cypriniformes, Cyprinidae. Gene Ontology annotation, biological process: regulation of transcription by RNA polymerase II. The record is from RefSeq and is a predicted model, not a curated record. Gene Ontology annotation, molecular function: DNA-binding transcription factor activity, RNA polymerase II-specific; RNA polymerase II cis-regulatory region sequence-specific DNA binding; protein binding.